CUCAUGGGGCCCCCUACUGACCCCAGGCCCUCGGGCAGUGCCCGAGUUUCCAAAUGGUCAGUCCGCCCCUGGCCAGCACUAACCUGCAUGUGAACCUAGACUACAGCUGGUUCACUAAGAAUCUUUAUGCACCUGCGCACCCACCUCUUCAGGGAAGCCUACCCCACCCCCUGCUAACUUGCCGACCUCCUCCACUCUUCCUACCACUCCAUCCCCCACAGCUAUCUCCUCCUGUGCCACCAUCCCCUCCCUCCUAGAUGUAAGCUCGAAAGAGCAGGGCCCUCAAUCCCCUCAUGUUUUGCAUUGUAUUGGUAUUGUUCUGUCCCCCAUUGUAAUGUACAGCGCUGA
Messenger RNA from Staurois parvus, 348 nucleotides. Lineage: Eukaryota; Metazoa; Chordata; Amphibia; Anura; Ranidae. The record is from the annotation of a GenBank genome assembly.